Prunus armeniaca (apricot) is the source of this 264-nucleotide messenger RNA. The record is from the annotation of a GenBank genome assembly. Lineage: Eukaryota; Viridiplantae; Streptophyta; Magnoliopsida; Rosales; Rosaceae.
AUGGAUAUUGCAGAAUCAGAAUGCAACUAUGUUAUAACAGUUGAAAUUCCAGGUGUCAAUAUCAAAGAUAUUAGAGUGGAGAUCGAUGAUCAAAAGUUGACUGUAAAAGGUAAACGCUCCACCUGGUUCUGGAAAGUGGCAGGUUGUUCAAAUGAUUCUGUUCCUACAUACCAUAAAAGAGAGAUUUCACAAGGGCCUUAUGAGGUUGUGUGGCCGCUUCCUCCUAAUGUGAACAAGGACAGUGUCUCUGCUGAUUUUUUGUAA